AUGAAUGGGAUUAGCCACCUCUAACCGCCUGUGUUUUGUGUGGGGGCGAAAGCGUGUUGCCCCGUUUCUCCUUUAAAUUCCCCUUUCCUGGACACAAAAUGAACGAUUUGAACCUGCGAGUGGCUGCCCUGAAGCUGUGUGCCCAUCCCAAGAGGUUUGCGGAGCUCCGAGAUGCCUUAGUACCCCUACCGGAGCGUUGGAGUUCAGAUUCCCAUGAGUUUGUGAGGCUAUUUGCCAAGGCCCAGAGCAGUGCGGAACAGGUCCUGGCGGUUAAGGAGCUAUUUUACAAGGAAAGGGAUCUGCAUCUGGAGAAGAUUCCUCUGGUGGAGUUGUUUCUGGCCGAUCUCCUGUUUGUUAGUCCCCUGAAGCACGCUGUGCGGAAUCAACUGACCAGGCUCUUUUCGGACAAGGCAUUGGACAAAAAAGUUCAAAACCUGGAGCAUGGCCACACAAAGGACUCCCUGCUGAAGGCUCUUCUGCAGGCGCUCAAGGACCUGAUUGGCAAGGACCUGGAGCUGAGGAGCCACGACUCCAUCAACGACAUCUUCGUUUCCGCCAACGCCUGCCUGCAGAACUUUCCAUAUGGCCACGAAAUUCUGGGCGAAUCCCUGGAAUUAUUGGUGCCACUACUUCCCCUGGGCUUGGAGCGUUACUGGAAGGAUAUCAGUGAUCCCUCGCUGGAACUGUCGCCCACGCGUCGCAACGAGCUGUACCUCUACCUCCAGAAUGUCUUGCGCUUCCUGGUUAGCCUGCUCUCUGAGUGGAGUGCAGAACUAGGCCAUGAAUCCUGGCAAGCUUUGCUAAGAAGAGCGGACGCAAUUGCCCAGAAGGUGGCCCGCCACGUGGACACUCCCUGGGACGUCCGUUCCAUAGCUGGACUGCUGAUCGGUCACCUGGCGCGCCUCUCUGGCGGCUUCUCCGGCUAUCUGGAGCACUGUGCCCGUGCCGAGGCGGAGCCCCGGGAUCUGCCCAUCCAGACGGCUGCCCUGCUGGUGCUCCAGCCUUCGGAUUACCCGGAACACGCUCCCGUCGCCCUGUCCAUACUUCAGGCCGUCCUGGCCGUCGGUCAGCGGGAGGGGAACGUGAGCAACUUGCUGGUCUAUCUCUCCAAGCACCUGUUCAUCUACUCCAAGUCCCUGGGGGAUGUUGAUCCCGGCUUCUACCGGAGCAUCCUGCCGGAGUUGCAGGGAUUCGCGCUGCAGCACCUAGCCAGUCCCACGGACUCUGUGCGUCACAUGUCCAGCGGCCUGUUCCGGCAGACCCUGCAGCACGCCCAGGCCGCCGGCCAGGUGGAGCUCUUCCAGGUCGUCUACAGGCAGUUCGAGGAGCACAGCGCCUCCCUGGGAGCCAGCUGCCUGGCACUGGAGCAGCUCGUGGGUGUGGUGGGCGUGGCAGAGGCCCUGGACCAGUGCCCAUCGCUGGUGAAGGAGAUCUUUCCCAGAUUCCUCGGCUGCGAGGACAGCGUGGACUCACUUUUCAAAGCCAUGAUGGUGGCGGCCCACAAGACCCAAACCUUCCAGAACUGGCAUCGUCUGUGGUUCACCCAGCUCCUGGAGGCGCUCCAGGUCCCGGAGAAGCGACGAUCGGCCGUGGAGCACCUGAUGACCCAGGCGGUGCAGCUGGAGCCGACGGCUCUGGUGAAUCUGCUCCUGGAGGACGGCCAUCUGCCGCUGAGCAGCAAACUGGCGGCCAUCCUGAGUGUCCGGCAGCUCAGCAAGCGCCGGCAGGAGUUCCUUUCGAGCCUGAAGCUCGAGCUGGAGCAGGCUCUGCUGGGACUGGACGACCACACGCGACUGCUGGCCCUGCGCUUCGUGGUGGAGACGCCGCGUCCAAGCGAUCCCCUGAGCCGAGAAGAGGCGGAGGCCAUCGAGCUGUACCUGAAGCACAAUGCCAACAAUCCCAGCGCCCACCUCCGGCAGCUGGGAUACGGGCUCUUGCAGAAGGCCCUGCAGAGGAUCCGCCUGGGCCUGGCGGAGCACCAGAAGCGACCCAGCCCGGCGGGGCAGCUGCUCCGGGACCUGCUCUCGCGCCUGAUGCAGUUGCUCGCCCGGAACCUCUUCCCUUCGGCGAACUACGGCCGGCGGUGGCUGUCGCUGCACUUGCUCCGCGACUGCGUGGAUCUCUGCCGGCAGUUGGAGCUGCGGGAGUGCGAGGAGGAGCUGCCAUCGGUGGCCUUGGGGAACCUGGAGCUCUGCCUGGGCGACAGCUACGAGCAGAACAAAGUCCUGGCCGCUCGCCUUCUCGAGAAGCUGCAAGUCAAGUCGCAUCUGAGUCCAGUGGAGAUAAUGGAGCUUCUCCUAUCCCUGAGGCCGCCUGACUCUGUGACGGGAGCCUACCAGCUCCAGGUCUACUGCCGGGUCCAGGAAGUAGCGGAGGAACUGCCAGCAUCGCAUCCUCCGCAGGGGAUAAGCGAGGAACCCAGGAUCUAUGCAGCGCUCCAGUGGUGCCUGGAGUACCUGAGAGGAGGACUGAGUCUCGCCCAAAAGGACCUGGCCCAGGCCGCCAAGCUAAACCCACUUUACGGGCUGCUCUUCGCCAGCCGGCAUCUCCUCCAGCAGGUGGACCUCAAGCACCUGGCCAAGGAGCCGGCUUGGAGGCAGUACGUCCAGGACCUGGUGGCGAUCUGCCUGGAAGUGAGCCGGGUGGUCCUGCCGGUGGUGAGCAGUGCCUCGCCGGAGGGGCACCUGCCGGAGACGCGCCACCACGAGACCGACCAGCCACUCACCAAUGUCCUGAGCCGGCGACUGGCCAGCGAGGUACUGCAGCAGGUGAAGACCACGCCGCAAAUGGUGCUGCUCUGCGCCUGGCGGAGCAUCAAGGAGGUCUCCCUGAUCCUGGGCGAACUGGUGGAACGGGCGCCGCUGGAGGAGGAGGAGAGGCAGAAGGAGCAGUCGGAAAACAGCUUCCUGCUGAGCAGCCAGCAGCUGGAGGAGAUCGGCGAGCUGUUCCUGCUCCUCCUGGCGGAGACCAAGCAUCGGGGCGCCUUCGAGCAGGCCUACGUGGGCUUCCAACUGCUUUGCCGCCGGUUCUGGCACAGUGACGCAGUGCGUCUCAACCAGCUGCCCAACCAGUGGGUCAGCGAGGCCAUGUCGAUGGUCAGUGGCGAUGGGGACGCGAACAGCGACCAGCAGGAGCAAAGGACUCGGUUGUGCUCCACCCGGCGCAGUGCCGGGAUGCCCUUCAUGCUGCAGGCCCUGAUCUGCACGGAACUCAAGCUGGGAACGCACGCCACGCUCCACCGCUGCAUGCAGCGCCUCCUGGAGGUGUGCGAGGAGAGGAGCACCACCGCCGCCGGCGUCACCGCUCGCAGCCACGCCCUCAACAUCCUGCGCGCCCUCUUCCGGUGCAGCGAGCUCGCCGAACUGGUCACCGAGUUCGUGGCCCGGGGCAUCCGCUGCGCCCUGGAGAGCCUCCUGGCCGAGGAGUGGGCGGAGCGCAACUGCGCCACCCUCCUACUGGCCGCCCUGGUGGUGCGGGUCUUCGGCGUGGAACGCGCCCGCCUGGAGUCGGGCGAACUGCAUGUCCGCAACCGGAUGACGGGCCGGAUAUUCUUCACCAGGUACCCGGAGCUCUUCGACUACUUCCACGCCGGACUGCAGCGCGAGGCGGAUCAGAUGGCGGACAGGAAGGGUGGCCGGGAGGGAGGCAACGAGAAGCGCCGUCAGACCGUCCAGCUGGAGGCCAUGCUGCUCAUGCUGAGUCGUCUGUAUCCUUCGUCCUUGGAGGGAGCCGAGUCCUCAUUGAAUCUGAGCGAGUUUGUUCCUUUCCUGCUAAAGAUCUGCCGCUCCCACGACCUGAUGACCCGCGAGAGAGCCGCCCUGGUGGUGGCCAACUUUGUCAGCCAGGAGCAGGCUCUGGCCGAGAUCAGACGCAUUGUGGUGGAGCUGAAGGGCCUGCAUCUGAAGUUUAGGCUCCAGAAAUCCCUUCAUUUCAAUGCCAACCACUGGCAUGGCCGGCUGCUCCUGCUCCUCCAGCUGCAGCGCUUGGUGCGGUGGACGAGUCCUUCCCUGGCCAGGAUGCAGCUGCACACCCUGGCCUCCUUGGCAGCUCCCUUCCUCCAGCUCAGCGCCUGUGUUUUCGGCGCCCUUCUCGAUGUGAUGGCCGUUAUCCUGGAGGAGGCCACCCAACUGGACGAAUUCCUGCUCAAAGACACCUCCGUCCUCCUGGAAUUGGACCAAUCCGACAUAUCUAGGCGGUGUGGCGAGCAGGGUGUCUCCACCAGGUGCUACCAGGUGCUCUGCCUCCACCUCCGCCGCUUGAGUGGCAACACGGAGGCCUUGGUGCACCAUUUGGAGGAGCUGGGGGAGGAUUACUCCCAUGCGGGCGCCUUGGCUGUGGAACUCUGGCUCUAUGUACUCCUUCAGCGCUCCCAGGACUCUGACCAGGACGUGGAUCACUUCAACUUUGCCAGCGACACAAGGAAGUACUACAACGCCCUCAGUCCUGGCCAGCGCCAGGAAGUCACCCUGCGUUUGUACGAGUCCCGGAGAGUGCGGUCCUGCGUCCUGAAAAUGCUGGACGCGCCAAGGUAUUGGAGUCUCGAACUGGAUGCCCAACUCACUGCCCUGCAGCCUCUGCUUCGGGAUCCGGGGCUGGAACUGGAACUGCUGCUGCAGCGCUGCAGGGACACCAGCUUCAGCUGGCAGCACCCGGGACUGGUGUUGUCCCUGAAACGCCUGAUUGGAGAGGGGAGGAGCCUGGAGUGGGCCAGCUGGCUGCCCAUUCUGGAGUACGCCCUGCGCCUCGUGGAUCCCGUCCAGCCGAACUACCUUCGCUUCCAGGCCGCCGAGCUGUGUCACCUGCUGGGAGAGAGCGGAGGAGGGAAAAUAGUCAGAAGCUCCAACCCGGACAUCAUUGGCAGCUUCACCCGUCUGGUGCUCCUCCUGCUGCUGGACGAGGCCGAGUGGGUGCGCCACAGAGCUGCGCAGUUGGUAGUGGAACAGUCUGGCGACGGGGACGCCAUCCUGCCCAGCGUCCUCAUUCCCAGAUUCCUCAAGUCCAUGCUGCAGAAUGUGGCGGAAACUGCUCCAGACUCCGGGUUUGUGACCCGCCUGUUCCACCUGAUUUCCGAGCCCUUCGUGGCCUUCAGGGAUAAGGAGGACCAGUCUCCGGACUUGGACGCGGAAGUGGAGGUCUUCGACAAGCAGGAAAUCAAUCUGUAUUGCGAGUCCUUGCUGGUCCUCUGCCAGGUGGCCGUUGCCUUCAGGGAGAGCUUCGCAUCCUGCCAGGAAGUCAUGGAAACCAUCGAUUCCCUGGGCCUGCCCUCCGACUUGGUGGAUUAGUCGCCAGAAUACCUCACUUUGAAGCAUCUACUCCUCGAGUUUAAGGACUUAUAGGUUGAUACAAAAAAUAUAAAUAUUUAAGAAUAAACAAAUAUAAAUAGUCAGGGACUGUAAUCAUUAUGAGUUUUAUUUAAAAAACCACAAAAUAAUCAUUACUUUCUGACCGAGAAAAUAUAAUAAAAAAAAGAAAUAAUCACUAUUUGUGAUGUUAAUUUUUUCGCUUUAAUUAAUGGUUUUUAAUGGUAAUGAGAUAUGGUUGGAUAUAUCUAAAAUAUUUAAUAAAUUAUUCUUGAUUUUUUUUCGCUCUGAACAUACUGAUUAUUUUAUGAUUUUAAAUAGAAAAAUAAUAAUAAUCAUUAUAUACACUCCAUGGGAAUGAUAAAAAUAAAAAUAGUUUUUAAAAAGACAUAUGAGACAAUUGCAUUUCACCGAAAGAUGAAAAUUGAUUGAAAGUAUAAAUUGAAACAGAGAAAUUAGAGUAAUUAAAGGGCACAGGCACUUAUAAAAUUUAAAUUAAAACAAAGUCAACAAGGAAAUAUCAUGAAUAUUUUCCGAUAGAGCUCAAAGUAUUAUAAAAAUACGAAUAAAAUAAUUAAACCAGAGCAUCAUAUGCCCUCUGCACUCUGAAUCAAAAAAUGAAUAAAUCAAAAAUAAAAUAGGUGGAUAAAUGAAAUAAUCUUUCGAAGUAUACCCAAGUCCGAAGCAAUAAAGUUCCAUUGAAAUAAAAAUAAGAAGAAACUGAAGAUGUCAGGAUGGUUGGAACCAGAAUGUAUAAGGCAAUUUUAUGUGUAAAUAUUGUUAAAUUAAAAUAUUAAAUUAAAAUAAAAUUAAAAUAAGAACCGCGAGAAGCCAAAGCGUGAGGGAAUUAGGUUCCACUGCAAGAAAAAAAGAAGAACCCGGAGAGAAGAUUCGCAAGACUGCUGUUACUCGAAGACAGUAGUAUAGUCUUCGAGUACCCGAAGACAGUAGUAUAGUCUUCGACUAACAGCAGCCCUUCGCAUCUCACCUGCAGUUUCUUCUUUUCCCACUGCAGUGGAACUGAUCAAAUGCAAGAAAUAUAAAUGAAAUAAAAUAAAAUUAAAUAAAAUAAGAAAAUCAGCAGGAAGACUUCAGCAUGAAAUUAUUUGAAAGUCCAAAAUAUUUUCCUUAUUCCUCCAAAUAAAAGGAAAAAUAAUAUAAUUAAUAAAAAAAUAA
Molecule: messenger RNA, 6476 nt
Organism: Drosophila ananassae
Lineage: Eukaryota; Metazoa; Arthropoda; Insecta; Diptera; Drosophilidae
Gene: THADA
Product: thyroid adenoma-associated protein homolog
Exons: 7
Coding region: 99-5282 (1727 amino acids)
Biological process (GO): tRNA methylation
Cellular component (GO): cytosol
Source: RefSeq, a predicted model, not a curated record